Molecule: messenger RNA, 456 nt
Organism: Trichoplax adhaerens
Lineage: Eukaryota; Metazoa; Placozoa; Uniplacotomia; Trichoplacea; Trichoplacidae
Exons: 6
Coding region: 1-456 (151 amino acids)
Biological process (GO): translational initiation
Cellular component (GO): cytoplasm
Molecular function (GO): RNA binding; translation initiation factor activity
Source: RefSeq, a predicted model, not a curated record
AUGCCCAAAAAUAAAGGUAAGGGAGGUAAAAAUCGCCGCCGUGGUAAGAAUGAAAAUGAAUCCGAGAAGCGUGAACUGAUUUUUAAAGAAGAUGGACAAGAAUACGCUCAAGUCAUUAAGAUGUUAGGCAAUGGCAGAUUGGAAGCGUUUUGCUUUGAUGGAACCAAACGGUUAUGCCAUAUACGUGGAAAGUUACGUAAAAAGGUAUGGAUUAAUCAAGGUGAUAUUAUACUUCUUGGGUUAAGAGACUACCAGGAUGCUAAAGCUGAUGUUAUUCUGAAAUAUACGGCCGAUGAAGCAAGAAAUCUAAAAGCGUAUGGAGAAUUGCCUGAAAAUGCUAAAAUUGCUGAUACAGGAACAAUGGAAAACGAAGAAGAAGACGAUAUCACUUUCGAUAUUGAUCAAGAAGAUGAUGAAAUUGAUGAUGUAAGUUGUCGAUAUUUACCAUACGCGUAG